Messenger RNA from Galdieria sulphuraria, 656 nucleotides. RefSeq lists its product as uncharacterized. The coding region runs from base 77 to 532 and encodes 151 amino acids. The transcript has 2 exons. NCBI's taxonomy places the organism in Eukaryota, Rhodophyta, Bangiophyceae, Galdieriales, Galdieriaceae. The record is from RefSeq and is a predicted model, not a curated record.
GGCUUCGUAUUGCCAUUGUUUUUGGGUUGUGUCCAUAAAUUUUUGAUAAACCCUUAAGAGAUAAGUUUUCUAGUUGAUGGAUGAUAGGGAGACCACGUCUCCAUUCUCAUCUUUGUACAAGAGUUCCAAAGUUACCUUUUUGUUUACGAGUUCUCAAACAACUCUACUGGUUUCAUCUGGAUAUCGUUUACUGUCAUGGAGAAGGUCACACAAGUUUAGGAAGUGUUACUUGGCCAAGUGUGUCUCCCAACAAUCACUCAACGGCGACUUGACUUUUCCUUCCAAGAAAUACUUAUUGUUGAAAGAUGUGCAACUGUUGGGAAUCGUUCCUCUCAUUCCAAACUGGGUAUUAUUGGCCUUGUAUGGUUACUUGGGGUUUCGAUUUUUUAGUGGAUUUGAACAGACAACUUACAACAAGAAUAGUAGAUUAGUGCUAAGUAUUUUAUGGCCUGUUAUGUUUAUUGUCAAUGAUCGUUUUCGACAAAACUUUAAGAAAGCUUUAAAACAAGGAGACGAUGAAGAGGAUGGCUAAGUUGUUGUUGUUGUUCUCACAAAGAAAUAAAAGAGAGAGAGAGGGAAAGGGAUAUUGUGAUGUAUAUGCAUUGGGUUUGGAUUGCAAAUGUUCAUACUUUGUGGUCGAUUGUUUCAUCAUUGUA